Abrus precatorius (Indian licorice) is the source of this 1890-nucleotide messenger RNA. RefSeq names its product cysteine-rich receptor-like protein kinase 10. Gene Ontology annotation, molecular function: ATP binding; protein kinase activity. Bases 1 to 1890 code for a protein of 629 amino acids. The transcript is spliced from 7 exons. NCBI's taxonomy places the organism in Eukaryota, Viridiplantae, Streptophyta, Magnoliopsida, Fabales, Fabaceae. The record is from RefSeq and is a predicted model, not a curated record. Gene Ontology annotation, biological process: protein phosphorylation.
AUGCCUUCUUUGAUUUGUUUGAAAUCGCUCUCAAUUCUUCUGUUCUACAUACUGGGUUUACUUAUCUUUUCACCAACUGAAACAUCCUCAACUUUCAGUCAUUACAACUGCACAAGCAAGGGUAAGUUUACUCCUAAAAGCACUUACCAAUUCAACUUAAAGAAACUCUUGUCUACACUUUCAUCCAAGGCUUGUGACAGCACCAACCAAGUCUUCUACAAUAGCACAAUAAGUGGAACAAACAAACAUGACACUAUCUAUGGCCUCUUUAUGUGUAGUGGAUACGUAGAUCAAUGUGGACAAUGUGUGAGGAAAUCCAUCAAGAUCCUUAAAUCAAAGUGUGCCUUCAAUAAAGAAGGCAUAAUUUGGAGUGAUGAGUGCAUGAUUCGUUACUCAAACCGGUUUUUCUUUAACACUAUGGAGGAAUGGCCAUCAUACUGUAUGAAGAACACUGAGGAUUAUCAAGGCCUAUUGGAUAGUUUCAAUGAAGUACUAAAGUCCUUGAUGGAGGAUCUUCUAACUCAAGCCAGUGAAGCUCCAAUGGGUUCUAAUAAAUUUGCUGUGAAGAAAGCAACUAUCUCUGAGGACAAGCAUUUAUUUGGCUUUGCUCAGUGCACCCCAAACCUUUCUAAGGAUAUAUGCAAAAAGUGCCUCAGGGAUGCCAUGGAUUAUCUUCAAACAUCAUGUGCUAGAGGAAAGAUAGGAGGAAGAGUUCUAUAUCCUAGUUGUAUUGUUAGAUAUGAUCCUUAUCUGUUUUUUCCACUUCCUAGAGGGAAAAGAAAGAAUCUUGGAGCAAUAGCAUCAAUCAUAAUUUUUCAUGCACUUGUUCCAGUCAUGAUUUUCUUUUUUGGGUGCUAUUUUACUAGAGAAGAUACGUAUCUUUACUUAAGUGAUUUAUUAAUUUUUAACAUUUUUGGUCUAGAUGGGGAUGAGAUUACAACAGAAAUGAACUCUUUGCAAUUUGAUUUGAGGACUAUUCAAGAAGCAACUAACAAGUUUUCUGAUGAUAACAAGAUAGGGGAAGGUGGUUUUGGAGCAGUUUACAAGGGUAUGUUUCCUAAUGGACAUGAAAUAGCAGUAAAGAGGCUCAGAAGAAAUUCUAGUCAAGGAUCUAUGGAAUUCAAGAAAGAGGUUUUGCUGAUUUCCAAGCUUCAACACAGAAAUCUUGUGAGACUGUUAGGGUUUUGCAUGGAAAAGAAUGAGAAGAUACUCAUUUAUGAAUUUGUGCACAACAAAAGCCUUGAUUACUACCUAUUCAGCCCUGAAAACCAUAGAAAAUCAACUUGGUCUGAACGAUACAAGAUCAUAAGGGGAAUUGCACGAGGAAUUCUUUAUCUUCACGAGGAUUCUCAUCUCAACAUCAUACACUGCGAUCUCAAACCUAGCAAUAUUUUGUUAGACAACAGAAUGAAUGCAAAGAUAUCAGAUUUUGGCUUGGCAAGGAUUGUUGCCAUUGAUCAAAUGCAAGGAAACACCAGCAUAAUUGCUGGGACAUACGGUUACAUGUCUCCUGAAUAUGCAAUGCUUGGCCAAUUUUCGGUGAAAUCUGAUGUAUUCAGCUUUGGAGUAAUAAUUCUUGAGAUUGUUAGUGGAAAGAGAAAUGUUGAUUCUAGUGGGGUAGAUUGUGAUGACCUCUUGAGCCAUGCUUGGAAGAAGUGGAGAGAAAAUAAACCAUUUGAAUUGUUGGACCCAACAUUAGAACACUCAUCUUCUGAAUCAGAAAUCACAAGAUGCUUACAAAUUGGUCUUCUAUGUGUCCAAGGAAACCCAGAUCAGAGGCCUGUCAUGGCAACAAUUGCUUUGUAUUUUGACUGUGAUCUGGUUGAUCUGCCUUUACCUCAAGAGCCAGCAUUUUUCAUGCGUGGAAAAACAGAAACUAAGGAUGGCUAA